This is a messenger RNA of Pieris macdunnoughi, 1059 nucleotides long. Lineage: Eukaryota; Metazoa; Arthropoda; Insecta; Lepidoptera; Pieridae. The record is from the annotation of a GenBank genome assembly.
AUGGCGCCGAUGCGUAGUGAGCGUGGCGGGUCCCCAGCACGAGGUGCGCGCGCGUCACUCCCACUUCCGCGUCGCCUCAUCCGGCAAAUCGCUAGGCACGUGGCCUCCAGCGGCCGGUCCCUUCGUAGGCUUGAAGUAUCCGGUCGCGUGAUUGACAAUUUCGAUGACCUGGAUGGCGCAUCUGAUGAGUCGGAUAUGGAAACUCCGCAGCCUGCACUAGCGUGUGGUGGUAACGCCGGGACCCUCCCACCAGCAGACAAUGAUGACGAUCUGACGAGUCUGAGCUGGUUGCAGGACAGGAAUUUACUCAGAGGCAUCAAUCUUACUACAAAGAGCGAUAUGGAGGACUCAAAAAUUCUAAGGAACGAAGUUAUUAUCAAGACAGAAUCGAAAACUCCUCCCCCCUUAGCCCGCGUGGCCUCCCCACCUCGCACACCCUGCAAGUCUCCCCCCUCCCCCACCCACACAAAGCCCCCCUACUCCUUCUCGUGCCUCAUCUUCAUGGCCAUCGAAGCCGCACCAGCUCGAGCCCUGCCGGUGAAGGAGAUAUACGCGUGGAUAAUUCGCCACUUUCCAUACUUCAAACACGCGCCCCAAGGCUGGAAGAACAGCGUACGGCACAAUUUGUCAUUGAAUAAAUGUUUUCAUAAGGUUGCAGCAGCUCCCGGAGUAGGCAAAGGUUCUCUAUGGACAGUAGACCCUCAACAUCGCUCCACCUUGCUGCAGGCAUUUGGUCGGCAACCAAUCCCACCGCCUGAGGUGGAAACCCCAGAGCCAGGCAAAAAUGCCCCAGACCCACAACUGUUCCCGUACCUGGCUCGUCGUCUGGCCGACACCAGUGAGCCUGGCGCUGAUGAAUAUCUGGCGGCUGCUACCGUACUCGCCAUGAAGUAUGGCCCGGCUGUUUUAGACCAGCUGCCACCCGAAGCGCACUUAGUGAUAUCGCGUUGCGCAAGAGACGAGCACUCGUACAGCGGCAGUGGCGAGGAGAGGCGCACGGCCGAGGCCUUGCUCAACUUAGCCGGGGUGACCAGCCACACGCACACCGCACUUAGCUAG